Messenger RNA from Strongylocentrotus purpuratus (purple sea urchin), 1254 nucleotides. RefSeq names its product rRNA-processing protein UTP23 homolog. Bases 1 to 768 code for a protein of 255 amino acids. Gene Ontology annotation, molecular function: small ribosomal subunit rRNA binding. NCBI's taxonomy places the organism in Eukaryota, Metazoa, Echinodermata, Echinoidea, Camarodonta, Strongylocentrotidae. Gene Ontology annotation, cellular component: small-subunit processome; nucleolus. The record is from RefSeq and is a predicted model, not a curated record. The transcript is spliced from 3 exons.
AUGAAGGUGAAGAGGUACAAACACGCCCGCAAGUACCUGGGCUUCUACAAGCACAACUUCAACUUCCGAGAGCCUCACCAGGUCCUCAUAGAUGGAACCUUCACGCACAUGGCUCUCCAAAACAAGAUUAACAUCAAGGAACAGCUGCCUAAAUAUUUAGGAGGUGAAGUGCAGUUAAUAACGACAAACUGCAUCCUGAAGGAGGCUGAAUCCUUAGGCAAGGCGGUGUACGGAGCUUACAUCAUCCUCAAGAGGUACCAGGUGAGAAGAUGCGGCCACAAGGACAGUCCAGUCUCCGCCCAUAAGUGUGUGAUGAGCAUGUUGGCAGACUCGAACAAGAACCACUACUUUGUUGCUACACAGGAUCCAGAUCUGAGUGCAUCGGUCAACGGAACCCCCGGAGCUCCACUUCUGUACCUCCAUUUCAGCGCAAUAGUCCUAGAGAAACCCUCGGUGACCUCUACUGCAGCCGCCUCCUCAAUGACGUCUAAGAAAAUUAACCCUUCCGAGUUCGAGAAGAGCGCUUUGAAAAAACUCGAAGGGGAGGGUGGGAAGGAUAACGAAAAGAAGAAGAGAAAGAAGCGGAGAGGACCCAAGCAGCCGAACCCGCUCUCGGUGAAGAAGAAGAAGAAGAAGAAGAGUACUGAGCAGUCAUCAGCUGUGACAAAAGAGACAGAAGGAAAGAAAAAGAGGAGAAAGAGGAAGAGGGUGAAGAUAUCAUCGCAUGUGAAUGGGCAAAGUGAAGCCCAGCAAGACUCUGUGUCAUGACACGCUCACUCGCAGUGAAAAAGAGAGAGUACAGAAGGAUGUCUGAUUCAAGACGAAAGAAGGAAAGAAGAAAAGGCGGAGGAAGAGAGUGGAGAUGGCGUCUUUUGUGAAGGAGCAAAUUCAAGGUCACCAAGCAUUCACCUAGCGACAUAAUCACUCUUCACACCAAUGAAAAGAAGGGUACUUCAGUAUUGUCGGAUGUUACUCUACAGAAAGACAGAUGGAAAGAUCAAAACAAAGAGGAAAAAAGAUGGCGUCUGCUGUGAAGGAGCAAAUUCUUGCUCACCAAGCCUCUGUGUAGCGAAACAAUCACUCAGUGAAAAUAGGAAGUAUAAAGAGAGAUCCUCAGCUGUUCGUGUUUACUGGUAGAAAGGUCAUUCCAUGUAUGUCAAAUCACUCGCGGAGCUGCCAACUAGUACGGAUUUCCCGUAAUUGGUAUGGAAAUUAACGAUCAUUAGGGCAGUAAGGAAUGUUGUCUAAAAUUAC